Molecule: messenger RNA, 2710 nt
Organism: Portunus trituberculatus (swimming crab)
Lineage: Eukaryota; Metazoa; Arthropoda; Malacostraca; Decapoda; Portunidae
Product: protein lin-9 homolog
Exons: 13
Coding region: 54-1874 (606 amino acids)
Biological process (GO): regulation of cell cycle; regulation of transcription by RNA polymerase II; DNA-templated transcription
Cellular component (GO): nucleoplasm; transcription repressor complex
Molecular function (GO): DNA binding
Source: RefSeq, a predicted model, not a curated record
GAACCGGAUCGAGCGCGCCUUUCCCAUGAUGCAACGAGGGACGGAGGCACAAUAUGGCGGACACUCUUGAAAGCGAAUUAGGUCAGUCAGCAGAGCAGCAAGCUGAGCUGCUCCUCACUUUAAAAAAUGGUGGCUUUUCCUCUUCAUCCUCAUCUUCCUCCUCCUCAGCCUUUUCACAGCCACAGGAGCCACAGCAGGACUUCUCGCCGUUGUCCGCUCUUGGCCUCCACAGGGUUGGAGAAGACCGGCCAUCUCCCUCCAAAGAGCCCAGCAUCCAACUUAACCGGCGGGGCAUGCCGGCUCGGAUGAGGAAGAAAAACCGUCUAUAUUUUGAUGAUGACUUGGUUAGUACUCCUACUCAAGUAAAAUCACCAAAGAAGGCUGCACGAGGCACUCCUAAGAAGCAAGCGAAUCCUCAGCCCUUGCCUGUUGCUCCUGUCAAGUUGAGCGAUGGUCCAGGAGGGCUGCAGUACACCUCAGCCUUGUCUGCGGAACCUCCAACCAUCACCACUCCAGACAAGAAGGUGGCACAGCAGAAUGGAGUCAGGCUCAGGAACUUCCUCAAGCUUCCACAAGCACACAAAUGGGUCUACUUUGAGUGGUUCUACUCUAAUAUUGACAAGCCUUUGUUUGGAGGGGAGAAUGACUUUCAGAUAGUGUUAAAGGAGGCUUUCCCAGAUCUUCGCACGAGGAGACUCACGCGGCGGCAGUGGGGCAUGAUCCGUCGCAUGAUGGGCAAGCCGCGCCGCUGCUCACAGGCCUUCUUCCAAGAGGAGUGUCAGUCCCUGGAUAAGAAAAGACAUGUACUGAGACUGUUGCAGCAGCGAAAGAUCACAGAUAUCAACUCUCUAAAGGAUUUCCCACUGCCAGACCAGAUCCCAAUGCAGCUGGUCAUUGGCACUAAGGUCACAGCCCGCAUAAGAAAACCUGAGAAUGGGUUGUAUACAGGUGUGAUUGAUGCUGUUGACACCUCAGACAACACCUACAGGAUCACCUUUGAUCGCCAUGGCAUUGGCACACACUCCAUUCCAGAUUAUGAAGUCCUGUCAAGUGAGGUGGCAGAGAUCAUGCCUCUGUCUAGCUUCUCUCAGAAGUUCCGUCCUCGGCUGGGCCUGGUCACCCCGCCCAGACCACUGCUGCCUAAGUUGGAGCCAGGAAGCAUUGGAGCAGAUAGUCCAGCACUCUCUCUUACCAAUGAUCCCAUCCUGGCACAGUCUCCACUUAAGUCCUCCAAGAUAUCAAUGGAUGACACACUGGGAGGCUUUCCUGUCAAAUGCCUUGUACAGAUUGUCCACCUCUCAAAAAUUCUCCGUGCAAAACGGGAGAAGAUUGGUGCCCUACGGGACAUGAACAGCCAGGCAGAGAAACAGAGAAGCUAUGGACAGGAGUUAAAUGUGGAGUUCCAGAGGAAGUACGCUGCUUUAGUUUUAGAACUGGAAAAGCUGAACAGGGACCUGAACCAACACCUCCUUGCUGUGCAGCAAUUUUGUCAGGAGAUUGCCCCUGAACAGUCUGGGCCGACCCUGCUGCCUUGUCAGAUCAAGGAGAGGUGUUAUGAGGAGGCAGCGACCAUUGUGGACGUCACCAACAAUGCCUCAGGAUCACCACAGGUGUCCAGCCCGGCCAUCAUCAAUCUGAUCACUAAGCUCACCUCCCUAAUGCUGCAGGUGAAGAAUUUAGCUGAGACGGAAGUGAGUGCCUUUGAGCUGACCUCCAUCCAGGAAACACUAAAUGAAAUCCGCAAUUCCUUGGACGAGUCAAACCGUGCCGCCUUCCAGAACAACAUUGAGGUCCACCUGACGCACAUCAUGUCAGCUGUCUCCCAGAUGGGCACACUGCAAGCCUUCAGCAGCCACAAUGGGACACAGGUGUAAUGCAGCCCACCCACUCGACCAGGUGAUGGAUGGGCAAUCUUUCCUUGGCAGUUGUGCUUUAAUUUUAUGGGUAUUUUGUGUUUGAAAGAAACAUACGUAGCUUACAUUAUAGAUGCAUAUUUAAAGAAUUUCUCUUCAAAUAUAAAUGAAUGAGUUGCUUCCCUCCUUGUAUAUAAUUGUUGUCAUUUAGUUAAGUAAUGAAAGUUGUGUUGCUCAGUGGGUGACACUAUCUCUAUGUGGUGACUCGGCAUGGUGAGGCAUACCUGCUUCAGAGCUGGGCAAUGCCAUGUUAUGUAAAUAGUGAAUAUAUGCAAUUUUUUAUAUAAAAUGAUAUAAUGGUUUAUAAAUCUAUUGUUAAAGUCUUGCAUGAUCUCGCCUUUAGUUGAAAUAUUAUAAAGACUACAUUAAAGACCUGAAUGAUUGUAAAAAUUUAUAUAUGCAUAUUAUAUAUUGCAUUAUAAUUGAAAAUAGAAAAGAGUAAGAUAAGUGAUAGUUUUGUGAGGAGACAGUUAAUGUAGCAUAAAAAUCAUAUAUAGAUGGGGAUGGCAUCACAUCUUUAUGGUGUCUACUCUGAAGGAAAAAACAAAUGACCAGUUUGACACAAAAAUGUCGAGGAUCCUAAUUGGAUGCACACUAGAGUCCCUGCAUUUAUAACAGGUUGGUUAAAUGACUGGGUAUAACUAAAAAAAAGCAUUAGUACUAUGCACCAAAUAAAAUACUUGUGUAAAUAUUUAAUAGCAAUUAGGACAAUAUACAAUAUAUUAUAGUGAGAAUGGGAUGUGCGCAAUAAAAGAUGGACUCACUGUUGAUACAGAGCAGUGAGCAGUGGUACAGAA